Molecule: messenger RNA, 3451 nt
Organism: Suillus subaureus
Lineage: Eukaryota; Fungi; Basidiomycota; Agaricomycetes; Boletales; Suillaceae
Product: PigN-domain-containing protein
Exons: 17
Coding region: 69-3029 (986 amino acids)
Biological process (GO): GPI anchor biosynthetic process
Cellular component (GO): endoplasmic reticulum membrane
Molecular function (GO): mannose-ethanolamine phosphotransferase activity
Source: RefSeq, a predicted model, not a curated record
CGCGAGUCCUAGUGUUACAGACAUACCUGGCCAGCCUGCAGAUCGGCGGCUUCUGUUCAAGCAUACAAAUGACAGUGUCAUCCCAUAAAAAUGUUUUCAAACUGCUAACACUGGGACUCAUCUUCCACGUCAUAUUCAUUGCUUCUGUUUUUGACUGCUACUUCACUAGCCCAGUCGUCCAUGGCAUGCUUCCUCGCAGGGCUGGCCCUGGAGAAGCCAAACGGGUCGUUCUCAUUGUGGGAGACGGUCUACGCGCAGACCUCCUAUUUAGUGUGAACGCAUUCUCUUUCGUUCCUUCCUCACCCAAAAUUGUAGCACCUUAUUUGCGCGAUAUCAUUCAAACACGGGGGGCGUUUGGAUUAUCGCACACUCGAGUACCAACGGAAAGUCGACCUGGGCAUGUCGCAAUCAUUGGGGGUAUGUAUGAGGAUGUCUCUGCUGUGACCAAGGGUUGGAAAGCGAAUCCGGUUCACUUUGACUCUGUCUUCAAUCAAUCCAGUCAUACUUUCUCCUUCGGUUCCCCAGACAUAUUACCAAUGUUCGCCCAAGGUGCAACACCCGGAAAAGUCGACACUUGGAGCUACGAUGAGGAGGACGAAGAUUUUACGAAAGGCACGAAGGUUCACAACUAUUGCAAUGCCACGGCUCUAGAUACCUGGGUUUUGGACCAACUUCGGACGUUGUUUCAGAACGCAUCAUCGAAUGACUUGCUUGAUUCAGAAUUACGUGCUGACAAAGUAGUGUUCUUCCUGCACCUCCUUGGUCUGGACACCACUGGACACUCGUACAGGCCACACUCCGAGGAAUACAUGAACAAUAUCCAAGUCGUCGAUAGCAUCGUCCGACAAACAGAAGAACUUUUCUCCAGCUUCUACCACGAUGAAGAAACAAGUUUUAUAUUUACAGCUGAUCAUGGCAUGUCUGAGAUCGGUAACCAUGGCGAUGGUGACCCGGACAACACGCGUACCCCAUUAAUAGCAUGGGGGCGAGGCAUUAGGGGCCCACUUCCUGACAUCAUUCCUUCUUCGCACGAUGACUACUCUCGGCCCUGGCAACUUGACGACUUUCUGCGACGAGACGUGGAACAAGCGGAUCUUGCGCCCCUGAUGGCCGCGCUGCUUGGUAUUAACUACCCGGUAAAUUCAGUGGGAAUUCUCCCUGAUGCAGACCCUACGCGACCUGGUUACUUGCUACCGCGAGAAGGAGAAUCGGCCUUGGCCUGGCUUGCAUUGGCAAAUGCAGAAAGUAUUCUAGAACACUACCGAGUAAAACACGAAUCGAAGGCUGCACAAACCAUUCUAUACAAAGGUUUUGAACCUUUGGAAGAAGUCGGUCAAGAUGGGAAGCCUUCAAGAGUAUACUGGUUAUUCAAAAUAGAACGUUUGAUCAGUGAUGGAAGAUGGUUUGAAGCCCGUCGAGAAACAGCUGAACUCAUCAAGGUCACUCUACAAGGUCUUCGAUAUCUCGAAACCUACAAUCGAGUACUUAUACGGAUCAUCGUCAUGAUAGCAUAUCUGGGAUGGUCUGCUUAUGCAUCAUUAUCGAUUCUUCCCCCGCCAGCUUCCUUGGUUUCGGAUAGGCAGCGUACCAUGGUCAGACUUGCCACCGCAACUAUAUUAGCAGUAUUUUGGGCACUGUUUACUGCAGAGAGAGCUCCGUGGACAUUUUAUGUCUAUGUAACUUUCCCCUGCUACUUCUGGCAGCAAUUCGCGCUGCGUGGAGUUCCAAUCGUUGUGCAACAAUUCAAGUUGAGCGACAGACGCGGACCUUUUAUAGGCAGAGUGUUAUUCCACUUGGUUAUCGUGGUGGUUGUGCUCCAGUGUAUGGUCGCUGCCUACACUCACCGGUCGCUCUGGAGCAUUGGUUUUUUGGUUAUGGGCAUUUUAUGGCCAUAUACAUCGUGGCCAAGUCAUGUUCGGUCGCAGCACCCGAGACUCUUACUUUACUGGAUGAGUAGCUGUGUUGUGACCGGCAUAUUCCCCCUACUCAGUGUUAACAAAAGAGAGGAUUUAUACAUGAUAAUGUGUGGAGGGGCAAUGAUCCUCGCAGUUGGCGCAGGUUGUACGCUUUUGACGUUGAACGGUUCUCUGAAAGCCACAAAACUAUCUGAGAUCAUCCAGGCGUCAUUUAUCUUGCUCGCCAUGACGAUUACUGCAAGCUCGGUGAAAAGUUUACAAGCGAAACAGGGAUUGCCCAUCAUUAACCAGACUUCAGCAUGGGUCAUACUUGGUACCUUUGCUAAUCAACUGACAUUAGUUAUUCAUCUGAUUUUAUACUUCUCAGCUGUAUCAUCGAUAUAUCCAUUCAUUUCUAAAGCACAACAUAGUACUCCGACCUCCAGAAUCCUGUCGCUUUUCUUGGGCUUCGGAGUCUGUUUCGUCAUUCUUUCGAUCAGUGUUGAAGGUCUAUUCUAUGCCGCCUUCACAUGCAAUUUACUUUUGUGGAUAGAAGUUGAAGCGACCGUCCAGCCGAAUCGAGCUGGGACCGCUCCGCAGAAUCAAGGAUAUGAGUUUCACACUGACGAUAUUAGAAUAGCACUCUUUUUCUUGUUUUUCGUUCAGGUGGCUUUCUUUGGAACUGGAAACGUUGCUUCGAUUUCAUCGUUCUACUUGGAACCCGUCUACCGUCUGGUGCCAAUUUUUAAUCCAUUCUUGAUGGCAGCGUUAUUGGUGAGUUCUUCAAACAUUGCUUCGCAUACCGGGAGCUCGAAAGGAUUGCCACAGAUAUUCAAAAUUGUCGCUCCAUAUGUAAUCUUGUCAGCUGUUUUCGCCACUUUGAAUGCAAGACUCCACCUACCGCCCUUCUCGCUAUUUUUAGUUGCCCUAACGCUCACUGAUGGAAUGACAAUGGCGUUUUUCCUGAACGUCACGGAUACUGGAUCGUGGUUGGAGAUUGGGCAAUCGAUCAGCUUCUUUUGCAUAACUUCUCUAUUAUUGGUUUGGUCGGCUGGUAUCUGCACCGCUGGGGAGUAUCUCAUGGUAGAUACGUUGCUGUUCCACAGAUCGACGGACAGUCGCAAGCUAGAAUGAACAACAUAUUGAUGGUCCAAGAACCAACCAAGCACCUCCAUGGCGUAACAUCUCAUGCAUGAAAUCUCACUUGCCCACUAGUCGUAAAAUAGUGGCACGCAAUUAACGACUUUCUCGUACUUACCGCUACAGAACAAACCCGUUUUCGUGAUAUUAGGGACGGGUAAGCGCUAAGUACUAUUUAGACCAAUAUAUUCCUACGUCGACAUUAUGGUCGUCUAACUAUUUACUUUGAUUCAUCACGACAUGGAGUCCUUUUACCGACUCUGUUUCACUUCAAUUGCACUCACCACGUUCGACAGAUUUAGCACCCCGCCUGCUUUUCACACUUGCCGUCAAACUAUGCACGAUUCGUCGUUGUGUGCCGCCAUGUCCUCGACCAUUCACGCCUUGUCGUAGCCACUCAUGAGACGAUUUCCUGC